CCCGUUCCGAUUGGCCCCGGAUCGCGCAGGAUUGCGGGGGUGGAGUUCCAGCCAAUGAUGUCACCCAUCUCUACCUCGGGCAACAACCUGAGCCUGGACCACAUCACAUCCCUGGGAGCUCCGCAGACAUCACCCCUUCUUCAAGAGUCAGGGAAGUCCCGGAUUGAGGUAUAUUCGAACAGCCCGAGGAGACAAUUGCGACAAUGGUUGUGCCACCCGUUUACAUUGCCGGCGUCGGCAUCAGCCAUCUCAAAGGCCGCCAUUCCGCGUCCAACAUUGAGGAGCUAGCCAUAUCAGCAGCCACGAAGGCGCUUCUCGAUGCCGGCGUGUCUUACAGCGAUGUCAAGCACGGCAUUGCCUGCUUCCUGGGCGACGACUUAAAAGUGUCAAAGCGUGUCUUUCAGUCUUUCGGCAAGACCGGCGCCCCCAUCACGAAGGUCGAGGGGUAUUCCGGCAUGUUCAUUGCCCGGCAAUUCAUCAAGUCCGGCACCUCCGAUUGCAUCCUGGUGGUCGGUUUUGACCAGGAGGAACCACACAGGAAGCAGUGGUUCGGAAAGGGAGGCCGGGUCGCCGCUGUUGCCGCCGUCUUGGUCAAUCAUACAUUCCUCACGUCUCACGCAUACCUCAAGGAUGCAGCCGUGGUGAUCCGGGGGGCGAAAGUGGCCAGCCCCGUCCACUCCCAAUCACCGCUCACGGCAGAAGAGACGCUGUCGACCAAAUUGGCCAUUGAAGGAGCUCUCGAGCAGGCGGUCCUCGCUCCCGACGACAUCCAAAUCCUGGAAUUGCGACACGGGUCCAACAUGAGCGCUCAGCAGGCGCUCGGCGCGUUGAACGUAACGGAGGACGGUCAUGCUUCACCCAUCUCCAACCCGUUCGUUGGAAGCACCGGCCUAGCCGGCAUGUGCGAACUAGUGUGGCAACUUCGUGGCUGGACUCGCGACCGCUCGGUCCCAAAUGCGAAGAAUUGCUUGCAGUACACCCUCGGACCGGAUGGGACUGCAUACGUGACCAUCAUCGGACGCUCUGACGGCAAGCCCGCACCCAAGUGGGAGCAUGUUGAGCACCUGCGAGACGGGCGCGAACGCUUGGGAUACAAUCCUGCGUUUGAAAGCAGAGGCAUCACGAGUGAAGACUGGCAUGCUGUGCGGGCGGACGAGGCAUUCGUGCCGCAAGAGACCGGAAAGCGACUCUCAUUGUCAGCCAAGGGCGGAGAUCGCGCGGCGUUGGCGAGAUUGUGAUAUUGUAGGCCGUUGCUUUUUCUUGUCUACUAAUCGACGCUGGCGUAUCUCGCUAGCUUGAUAGCCUAGUAUAUACUCAGUCCCGGGACUGAAGUGCAGAGAUCAUGUACGAGGUCAGGCCUGAGCUCAGAGCAUCAUACUGAGCGGUCCGUGUUCGCAUUGUUCUGCGUGGUCAUUAGAGUUUCAAUCAAUGGCAUUGCAGGUGCACACCAAUGUUAGUGAUCCGGCUUGUCGCAACACCGCGAUACGAUACACCAUCGAC
Molecule: messenger RNA, 1500 nt
Organism: Neohortaea acidophila
Lineage: Eukaryota; Fungi; Ascomycota; Dothideomycetes; Mycosphaerellales; Teratosphaeriaceae
Exons: 4
Coding region: 204-1238 (344 amino acids)
Molecular function (GO): acyltransferase activity
Source: RefSeq, a predicted model, not a curated record